CACUGAUUGGCAUUGAUAGGUGGCCCUGAUGGGUGACAUUGAAAGACAGCUCAGAUGGACACAGAUAUGUGGCAUUGAUGUGCACUGGUAUGCACUGAUAUGUGGCAUUGAUGUGGCACUGAUGGGCACUGGCACAUGGCACUGACUGCUGGCACUGAUGGACACUGACAGGUGGCACUUCUGGGGCCACACUGAUCAUCAGGGCACACUGAUCAUCACUGUCAGCAUGACAGCUCGAGAGGAGAGAAAUGCCGAUGACUGGCA
This is a messenger RNA of Staurois parvus, 264 nucleotides long. NCBI's taxonomy places the organism in Eukaryota, Metazoa, Chordata, Amphibia, Anura, Ranidae. The record is from the annotation of a GenBank genome assembly.